UAAAAUAUUCUUUCUUGUUCGCUAAUGAUAAAUUAUAGUUAUAUUAGUGACGUCAUGGAUUUUUCCAAAUUUCUGGAUGAGGAUUUCAAUGUUAACACUUGGGUAAACAAUGCGUUUAAAGCACAUCAAGAUGACGUGGGGGCUGUCGCACAGAAUAAAAGAGAUGUUUAUGCUGCUACACUGGUCACCAAGCUCCAAGUAUUUAUUCAAGAAGUCAACAAAUCAUUAGAAGAAAUGUCAGUACAAGUUGUGAAUUCAAUGCCCAGAGUACUGAGAGAUGUGGAAGCCCUUAAACAGGAAGCUUCGUACUUGAAACAGCAAAUGCAACAAGUAAAAGAGGAUAUUCAUGAUGUAGAGAAAAAGACUUCCAAUACAAUGAAAGUUCUUGUGCUGACUGAUCAAGUCCGAAGUCGAGUUGAGCGCUCAUGUUCAGCUCUCAAAGAAGCGGAUAAUUGGUCGAGUCUUGCUGCAGCAAUUGAAGAUGUUUUCAGAUCAGGAGAUUCCUACACGAUUGCGGUUAGAUUGAAAAGUAUGCAAAACAGCUUGGAAAUUCUAAAAGAUAGUCCAGAUUAUGAUGACAAAGUAAUGCACUUGGAAGCACUCAAAAAUAGACUGGAAUCUCAAGUUAGUCCUCAAGCAGUAGCUGCUUUUAUGCAACAUAACACAGAAGAUGCGAAGAAGUUACAAAAAAUAUUUUCCACUAUUGGUAGAGAAUCUGAGCUUCAUAAAUACUAUGUGAAAACAUACAGUUCUAAUAUAACCAAUCAAUGGCAAGAAAUCAUUUCAAAUGAAGACGAUAAAUCUAACAUUGUAAUUAUGAAGGAAUUGUUUGAUUUGCUAUUGUCAACUUGGCAUGGUCAAUUGCCAUGGUGCCGCACCGUUUUUGGUUCCAUGAAUGCAACCAUAAUAAUUCUUAAGCUUUUAGUACAACUGAUGGCUUUGACAAAACCAGGCUUCACAGAUGUUAUUACAAGUGCAUUAGAAGCAGCUGAUGGACCAAAGCUCCAGCCAUUGUUAGAGUUGCAUGGAAUUGCUAAACAAUUUGCAAUAAAUUUAGAAGAAUCUGUAGAGACUUCAUGUGGUUCUCCUAUGUCACAUAAAAUUGACAAAAAAUUAUCUGAAAAUUUAGCAGACGCUCUGUGGAUGCCUUUUGCGGAAUUCCAAAUUAAUUAUAAGGAAUUGGAAAACGAAGUUCUCAUGACCAAAUUGAGUGAGGUUGUUAUGGAUGCUGGUGAUUUAAUGGAUUUAACACAAGUCCUAUCUACCUCUGCAGACAAGGUUUUUGUAAUAGCUACAGAAGCUGUGAAGCAGUGUGCCAAGCUAACAGGUUAUCUUGGCUCACAAGAUUUGAUCAUUCCGUUGAAUACUUUUUUUCAUAGCUACACGGACAAGUUUUCCAGAGCAUUACGAACUGUAAUUGUACAAUAUGGGCUGAAUAAGAAAGAUUCUGGUGAUUUGGAAAUAAGCGAAGAUCAUUAUUAUUCUUUGUUCCAACAUUCGUUGCGUAUCAUUACAACAUGUGGCAAACUGCUACAAUCGUUUUCAGAUUUUGAACAAAAAUUGAUGUCGAAUAUUUUAGGAUCUAAAUGUGCUGAAAUUGCUUUGGCAGGGUUGCUUGAGUUUGAACAAACUGAUGAAGCAUCUGUUGUUGCAUCCAAACAAGAAUCAACUUGGGUGUUAUAUAAUUAUAUGAAGAGAGUUGAUGAAAAAGAAUACAGAAAGCUGCAAGACAUGUUGGUGAGCUUGAAGCAGUCGCCACCAUCACAACGCUCCUUGCUUCCGACUGUAAAGCAAUCUCUCAUGAAUCUCAAUCAGCAGUCCCAUCAACUCGCAUUCGAUAUUGCUUUUGCCCAGAUUCGAAAACAAUUAGCCCUUAUUCCACAGUUGGAAAUAUGGAGCAAUGUAAACACACCUGCCGAGCUUGUGGACAAUUCAGAGUUGCCGGCUUUUAGUUUGCCUCCGACAGAGUAUGCCACUACUAUUGGUCAGUACCUGAUGACAUUGCCGCAGCACUUAGAGCCAUUGGCAGCUGGAUUAAAUGAAGGAGAUGGGGAAUUGAGCGCAAUGGAAACUGCUUUGCACACAGCCAAAUUGCCCUUUUCACUCGAAGAUGAGAAGUCUGAUGUCAACAACAUGGCGGACCGGUGGCUAACUUCUAUAGUGAGAGCAUCUGAGCAUACUUAUGUUGAAGCGUGCCUACAGAUUCCUUCACUGACAAUACAUACUGCGAGACAGCUUGCAGCAGAUUUAGAUUAUAUGGGAAAUGUUGUCGAUUCCCUUGGAUUACCAGUAUUCAAGGAUAUCGCUUUGUUAAUUAAAUUAUUAAGAUCAUCGGAGGGUGAAUUUGAAAGUGUAUCAACUGAUAUUCCAAAAAGACUGGUUUCAAGUAUAGCUCGCAUAAGGAAUAUAAAGGAAAAUUCUUAGUUAAAUUCUGUACCGUUUUAUUGAGUUUAUUCUUAUUUCUGCAAUAAAUUAUCGGACCAACUUUG
Molecule: messenger RNA, 2489 nt
Organism: Styela clava
Lineage: Eukaryota; Metazoa; Chordata; Ascidiacea; Stolidobranchia; Styelidae
Product: conserved oligomeric Golgi complex subunit 7-like
Biological process (GO): intracellular protein transport; retrograde vesicle-mediated transport, Golgi to endoplasmic reticulum; Golgi organization
Cellular component (GO): COG complex
Source: RefSeq, a predicted model, not a curated record